GUAGAGUGGCGCAGUGUGCCGGCCUGCUCGUGGGGUUGUUUGUAUACGGAUACAAUGUGGUCCGGCAGGGGGAAGGUGAUAGAUUAAAACGAUUACGGGACACAUCCGUGAAACAGCGGGGUUCGAGAUCAGAUCAUACAGGUUAGAAAGCGCUGACUGCGAAGACCGGUCCAGUGUCCAGUGGACUGAUGGCCCAGAGGCAUUGUUCUGUCUAGAAGCGGCGCAUUGACGGCGUGUCUCCCUCUGAUCUCCUCGCGGCCGGCCGUGCGCUCGCAGGCAGGGGUGGCUGCCAUGGAGCCGGCCAGCCUGGAGAACCUGCAGGUGCUGUACCAGAGCCCGGACUUCAUCGUGGUCAACAAGCACUGGGACAUCCGCAUCGACAGCAAGAUGUGGUACGAGAAGCAGACCGUGCAGAGCCAGCUGCGGCACCGCUUCCCGGAGCUGGCUGACCCCGGCACCUACUACGGCUUCAGGUUCUGUCACCAGCUGGACUUCUCCACCAGCGGGGCGCUGUGCGUGGCUCUGAACCGGCCGGCGGCGGGGAAGGCGUAUCGUUGCUUCAAGGAGCGCCUGGUCACUAAGGCCUACCUGGCCCUGGUGCGGGGUUACGUGGAGAGCAGCCAGAUGACCCUGGAUUUUGCCAUCGGCAGAAACACGUGUGAAGGGAAGACUCACAUGAUGUGCACAGAGAGCACAGAGGGCUGCGAGAACCCCAAGCCCAGCAAGACAGAGCUGACAGUUCUGGAGUAUGGCUUGUACGAUGGAGACCCAGUCACCAAGGUCCUGCUGCAGCCCCUCACAGGCCGGACACACCAGCUCAGGGUCCACUGCAGCGCCGUCGGUCACCCCAUUGUGGGCGACUUCACCUACAGCCUGCGCGCCGACAGCGCCCCCUACCGCAUGAUGCUGCACGCCUACCUGCUGCGCCUCCCUUGCCAGGUGUCUCCAUGGUGA
Molecule: messenger RNA, 954 nt
Organism: Lepisosteus oculatus (spotted gar)
Lineage: Eukaryota; Metazoa; Chordata; Actinopteri; Semionotiformes; Lepisosteidae
Source: RefSeq, a predicted model, not a curated record